Maudiozyma saulgeensis is the source of this 186-nucleotide messenger RNA. The record is from the annotation of a GenBank genome assembly. NCBI's taxonomy places the organism in Eukaryota, Fungi, Ascomycota, Saccharomycetes, Saccharomycetales, Saccharomycetaceae.
AUGUCCGCUAUUACUCCAAUUACAGGUACUUUAAGAAAGAGAGCUGUUCUAGAUAUAUUAGUAGGGUUCACAAUAGGUGGUGCUAUGGCCUCUUAUUGGUGGUGGGGUUUCCAUAUGAAUAUUAUCAACAAAAGAGAAGCUUUUUAUGCUGAACUUGCAGAAAAGAAGAGACAAGAAGAUGUUUAG